AUGACACAAUUCCCGAUCCUCGAUCUCCCUCCAGUGCUCCAAGCAUUGGUGGUCCAACGCGUUGCAAAGAACUCUUUCGCAGAUCUGUAUAGACUACGAUCUACUUGCAAGUCGAUGCGUGCAUUGGCAGACGAAGGUGGGGUGUAUGCUUCCUUUCAUUUAUUUAACUACCCUUGGUCCCUUGGCAGGCGGCAUAUGUUGUUAAGAAGAUGCUAUGAGGAGGGUAACCCAAGUACUCUUUACGUCAAGGGUGUGGAGUAUUUCUGCGGGUUAGACCGUCUAGAUGAAGGACUCCGUUUGUUAAAGAGAGCAGCGAAUGCAGGAAACGAACGAGCGUUCUAUACCUAUGCAAUGACUCGCAAAAUUUUCUGUGAGGAUGAGGAGUACUUUUCUCGUUUCACAAGAGAAUCCGUUGCUAGAAUGGGAAUGGUGGCUAGAAAUGAAAUCUAG
Brassica oleracea var. oleracea is the source of this 450-nucleotide messenger RNA. Its product is annotated as F-box protein At2g35280-like. Lineage: Eukaryota; Viridiplantae; Streptophyta; Magnoliopsida; Brassicales; Brassicaceae. The transcript has a single exon. The coding region runs from base 1 to 450 and encodes 149 amino acids. Gene Ontology annotation, molecular function: protein binding. The record is from RefSeq and is a predicted model, not a curated record.